AUGUGCUUCGGUCCCAUCCCGAAGCUUUACACACCUGGACGUUGGACCAGGCUACUCUUGCUCGGGGACAACACGUCUUACGAGACGGGCAUGGUAAUGAGCGCAGUCGUGUCCAGAGCUGUGCAGACAAUGAAGGCUCCACGCUGGACCUUUCCGACCGACCCAGUAGCUGCCACGGACUUGCUACACCCGGGCGAGUCUCUUCGGCCCAUCCACCCGGAGGCCUUGGGCGGUGGCGCGGCCGUGAACUUGCUA
Molecule: messenger RNA, 255 nt
Organism: Symbiodinium necroappetens
Lineage: Eukaryota; Dinophyceae; Suessiales; Symbiodiniaceae
Source: the annotation of a GenBank genome assembly